Molecule: messenger RNA, 1390 nt
Organism: Linum tenue
Lineage: Eukaryota; Viridiplantae; Streptophyta; Magnoliopsida; Malpighiales; Linaceae
Source: the annotation of a GenBank genome assembly
CCCAACUACCCCCAGUCCCCAUUCCUCGAAGAAAUACCUCUCUCGUCGACGAGAGAGACUGCCGACCGACGACCCGACCCUCAAGCUGCGACCCUCCGAGUCUACCGACGACGGCGAGCGAACCGGCGAACCCUCUAGUCUUCCGACGACGGCGAGCGAACCCUCGAGCAAGCCUUCUCCUUCCUUCCGUCGGAACAGAAGCAAGCCCUCCUGGACAGCCGUCUCCCUCCGCUUGAGCAGAGACCGAGUCAGCUAGCAAUCUUUUCCGUGGACAGCCUUCUCGUUCCAAUCCAAAUAUCACUCUUGAGCCGUCUCCCUCCGCUGGACAGCCUUCUCGUUCCAAUCGCUGCUCAUUUUAUCUGUCAUCGACUCCAUCACAAGCAAUAGUCCAACAAUCCAAGAGGGCCAACAACAUCCUGAAGUCGACGUUUCCCCUUCUGCGCGGGACAACAACAUCCUAAAUAGGGGAAGCUGUUGUUGCGGCUUCCACCGCUUCAAUUCCCAGUUCAGGUAACUAUUCAGGUCAUCCUGCAAGAAAUUGAGUAAUGAAGAUAAAGGAGGGAAAUGCGGGUCUAAUCAUAAACUUUGAGCUACUGCAUUUGCUGAAUUCAAGAGGUGCUGCUAAGGAUACCACCAGAGUGAUGGCUAGUGUGGGACGCUCUGAAUACAAGGUUUAUGAUUAUUUGGUGGGGACAGUUGCCUGCAAUCAAACUAAAGAGCACAUCAAUGAGUUCUUGGAAAAGUCUCAGAAAUUUAAGCUUACCAAAGCUGAGAUUCUGAGCAUCAUCAACACCAGGCCUUCCCAGUUAGUGGAGCUUGACCCGGUUGAUCGUAGAGCAACAAGAACAGCGACCAGAGCUUGAUAUGGAAGAACUGUUGGAGUUGAUCUUGCAAGUUUUGCCACCUCCUCCAUCAGAAACAGAACCAGAACCUGAACCAGAAUCAGAACCAGUUGAUGAGGACAACAAUAAAACUGCAGAUGCUGAAAAGAAUGUUCCCGAUGAGUAGACUAACUGUUCAGGGAUCUUUCCUCUCGAUACAUAGACUGAAAGGGUAUCAGUUGAACUGCAUUGUUAAUUUUUUUAUCAGUUGUUGCAACAAGUACAUGUUGCUGAUGUUAGUGAUCGGGUUAGUAUGAUAGAUAACAGCAACAAACCAUGAUCAGUAGGGAUCCAGGCCACUUGUUCUUUUAGUGCAUGCCAGGCUAUAAUGUUACAACGGAAAGCUUCGGACAAUUGUCAAUGUUAUGCUGUAUGAUAUAACAGAUUAUAAUUGCCUGCAAUGCAGUUGUAGCUUAUUUGAUUUAUUAUCAUCUCUUGGAUUACUUGCCUGUUUGAUAUAGCAGAUGCAAAAAUUAUGCUUUCUUGCGCAGGUUAUUGGACUUUGUGUA